Juglans microcarpa x Juglans regia is the source of this 1728-nucleotide messenger RNA. RefSeq names its product 2-oxoisovalerate dehydrogenase subunit alpha 2, mitochondrial-like. Bases 112 to 1560 code for a protein of 482 amino acids. Gene Ontology annotation, molecular function: oxidoreductase activity, acting on the aldehyde or oxo group of donors, disulfide as acceptor. The record is from RefSeq and is a predicted model, not a curated record. Gene Ontology annotation, biological process: branched-chain amino acid catabolic process. The transcript is spliced from 9 exons. NCBI's taxonomy places the organism in Eukaryota, Viridiplantae, Streptophyta, Magnoliopsida, Fagales, Juglandaceae.
AAAAAAAAACGGAAGGGAUAUGCUAGGAUUGGCAUUAACUGACAAACAGAGCUCUCCCGUCUCUCCAUAUCCAUUUCGGUUUCUUCUUCGUAUUGUGGAGUCUUUCCUCUCAUGGCUCUCUGCAUGAGAAAAUCACUGAACCUUAUCAACCUUCUCAAAUCCAAGAUGGGUUUGUUGGGUACAAUCAAUCCGAGUCCUUGGGCUUCUACUUUAUCCCAUCAUCAUGAAUUUCCAGUUCCAGCACCAACUACUCAAAAUCUGGGGAACUCGGAUGCAGAUUGGAUUGUGAAAGCAAUCGUUUUAUCUUCUCGCCGUUUCAAAUGGACAAAAGCCGAAAAACAGUUGAGUUCUCGCAAUGAUGAUGAUGAUAACAAGGUCUUGGAUUUUCCAGGAGGAAAGGUCGGUUUCACUCCUGAGAUGAGAUUUAUAUCUGAAUCCCCAGAGGAGCGGACACGCUGUUAUCGUGUCCUUGAUGAAGAAGGUCAGCUGAUUAUUGGCAGCACUUUUGUACAGGUCAGCAAGGAACUUGCUGUAAAAAUGUACACUGACAUGGUUACCCUUCAAACCAUGGACACAAUCUUUUAUGAAGCACAAAGGCAAGGAAGAAUUUCAUUUUAUCUGACGACAAUUGGAGAAGAGGCCAUCAAUAUUGCAACUGCUGCAGCACUUUCUAUUGAUGACCAUGUCUUCCCUCAGUACAGAGAACCAGGAGUGCUACUAUGGCGUGGCUUCACCCUACAAGAAUUUGCAAACCAGUGUUUCGGAAACAAAUUUGAUUAUGGGAAAGGCAGGCAGAUGCCUAUCCAUUAUGGAUCUAACAAGCACAACUACUUUACUGUAUCAUCAACAAUUGCCACACAAAUUCCACAUGCGGUUGGUGCUGCAUAUUCUCUAAAGAUGGAUAGAAAAGAAGCAUGUGCAGUGACGUAUUUUGGUGAUGGCGGCACAAGUGAGGGAGAUUUCCAUGCUGCUUUGAAUUUUGCGGCGGUCAUGGAGGCCCCAGUUAUAUUUAUCUGUCGGAACAACGGAUGGGCUAUCAGUACCCCUACUUCAGAUCAGUUUCGAAGUGAUGGUGCAGUUGUCAGAGGCCAGGCUUAUGGAGUCCGAAGUAUCCGAGUAGAUGGUAAUGAUGCACUUGCCAUUUAUAGUUCCGUUCAUGCUGCACGUGAGAUGGCAAUAAGUGAACUCAGACCAAUCUUAAUUGAGGCUUUAACAUAUAGAGUGGGACACCACUCCACAUCUGAUGAUUCCACCAAGUAUCGUCCAAUCGAUGAGAUUGAAUGGUGGAAAUUCGCACGAGACCCUGUAACUAGAUUUAGAAAAUGGAUUGAAAGCAAAGGUUGGUGGAGUGGCGAAGCCGAGUCAGAGUUUAGGAGCAGUGUGAGGACGCAGCUACUGCAUGCAAUUCAAGUUGCAGAGAAACUUGAGAAACCUCCAGUGGCAGACAUUUUCACAGAUGUAUAUGAUGUUCCCCCAUCCAAUCUCCAGGAGCAGGAGAAAUUGCUGAAAGAGACGAUCAAGAGACACCUACAGGACUACCCUUCAGAUGUUCCUUCCUAGACUUGGAUGAUUAUGCAUUUAUAUGGCAUGGGAUCUUGUAUUAACGAUUAUUUCAGCCCUAGUAAUUGAAAGCAGAUCCCUCGCAUACAGUUCCCCAACCUUAAUGUAAUAUGCAAUUGACCCUCUCCAAGCUAUAUUUUCUCUAUGGUGAUUCCUUGCUUCUCCAAA